AUGCGCGCCACAAGGAUGUCGGUUGUGGACUUCUGGAAGAACGAAACCCUUGGCGACGGUUUCAAUAUUCGUGUCGCACAUGGAGUUAACAGUUGGCCGGAUCUCGUUGAUCAACUACACGAGCCAUUUCUCAACAAAUCAAUGCUGAUCGAGGGCGAUGUGUUUCUGCAGACAGGACGACGUCCACGACAUCGUGCCAUACCGGUAAUGAGAGCUGAUGCCAGGACAGCUGAUCGAAUCACGUUCAAGGAAUGGCUCCGUGAAGUGGCAAAUCUACGAAAAGGUCAGAACAGUUAG
Cooperia oncophora is the source of this 297-nucleotide messenger RNA. The record is from the annotation of a GenBank genome assembly. NCBI's taxonomy places the organism in Eukaryota, Metazoa, Nematoda, Chromadorea, Rhabditida, Trichostrongylidae.